GGCGCCGCGUGGGGCCGGCACCUCCUCGCAGCUGCCGCGGCCGCGACUUACCGGCAGGUCACGCCGAGGAGCGGGUGGCUGAAGCUGUACUACUUUAUAAAAUUAAUGGAGAACAGACAAAGCAUCACAAACCAAGAAGAACUUUGGAAAAUGAAGCCUAGGAGAAGUCUAGAAGAAGAUAAUUAUUUGAGUAAGAACUCAGGAGAAACCAGCAUGCUGAAAAGACCUGUGCUUUUGGACUUGCACCAAACAACCUACUAUGAUGAAUUUGAUUGCCCUCCAGAGCUUCAACACAAGCAGGAGCUUUUUCCAAAGUGGCGCUUACCAAUUAAAAUUGCUGCUAUUGUAUCAUCUCUGACUUUUCUUUACACUCUUCUGAGGGAAAUAAUUCACCCUUUUGUAACUUCCCGUCAACAGUAUUUUUAUAAAAUUCCAAUCCUGGUCAUUAACAAAGUCUUGCCAAUGGUUUCUAUCACCCUCUUGGCACUGGUUUAUUUGCCAGGUGUGAUAGCAGCAGUUGUACAGCUUCAUAAUGGAACCAAGUACAAGAAGUUUCCACAUUGGUUGGAUAGAUGGAUGCUAACAAGAAAGCAAUUUGGGCUUCUCAGUUUCUUUUUUGCUGUACUGCAUGCAAUUUAUAGUUUAUCCUAUCCAAUGAGACGAUCCUACAGAUACAAGUUGCUAAACUGGGCUUAUCAACAGGUCCAACAAAAUAAAGAAGAUGCCUGGAUUGAGCAUGAUGUCUGGAGAAUGGAAAUUUAUGUGUCCCUGGGAAUUGUGGCACUUGCAAUACUGGCUCUGUUGGCUGUGACAUCUCUUCCAUCUGUGAGUGACUCUUUGACGUGGAGAGAAUUUCAAUAUAUUCAGAGCAAGCUAGGAAUUGUAACCCUUCUGCUGGGCACAAUACACGCAUUGAUUUUUGCCUGGGAUAAAUGGGUAGAUAUAAAACAAUUUAUAUGGUAUACACCUCCAACUUUCAUGAUAGCUGUUCUCCUUCCGAUUGUUGUCCUGAUGUGUAAAGCCAUACUGUUCCUGCCAUGCUUGAGGAAGAAGAUACUGAAGAUCAGACAUGGUUGGGAAGAUGUCACCAAAAUUAGUAAAAUGGAGAUGUCUUCACAGUUGUAGAAUUACUGUUCGCACACAUUUUUGCUCAAUAUUGCUGCAUUUUAUCAUAAACAUUUCAAAUUUGUAUUUGUUUAAUAAAAUGAUAACUUGAGGA
Talpa occidentalis (Iberian mole) is the source of this 1219-nucleotide messenger RNA. It is a transcript of the gene STEAP1, whose product is annotated as STEAP family member 1. Gene Ontology annotation, cellular component: endosome; plasma membrane. The record is from RefSeq and is a predicted model, not a curated record. The coding region runs from base 106 to 1125 and encodes 339 amino acids. NCBI's taxonomy places the organism in Eukaryota, Metazoa, Chordata, Mammalia, Eulipotyphla, Talpidae. The transcript has 5 exons.